Molecule: messenger RNA, 2946 nt
Organism: Macrosteles quadrilineatus (aster leafhopper)
Lineage: Eukaryota; Metazoa; Arthropoda; Insecta; Hemiptera; Cicadellidae
Product: ionotropic receptor 25a-like
Exons: 19
Coding region: 57-2831 (924 amino acids)
Biological process (GO): synaptic transmission, glutamatergic; monoatomic ion transport; modulation of chemical synaptic transmission
Cellular component (GO): postsynaptic membrane; plasma membrane
Molecular function (GO): glutamate-gated receptor activity; transmitter-gated monoatomic ion channel activity involved in regulation of postsynaptic membrane potential
Source: RefSeq, a predicted model, not a curated record
GACAGCUUCAUCCCUCUUGAUAGACUAGUGGAUGGAAGGUUCCUAAAAUAAGUAAAAUGGUGUCAUCAGUGAUAUUUAUUUUACUAUAUUUUUAUAUCAAAGACUGCCUGUGUGAACAGUUCAAUCUCUUGGUGAUAAAUCAGAAAAACAAUGAGAUAGCAAGUGAAGUUUUGAAUGUAGCUACAUCGUAUCUGAAAAGAAAUAGUAUUCACGGAGUUGAAGUUGGUGAGAUAUUCUACAUUGAAAACCAGGAGGAAGAUGGGCAGCAGUUUCUUGAUGCCAUCUGUGCAGUCUACCAGAAUGCCUCAGACAGGGGCAAAGUACCAGACCUUGUACUGGACCUGACAUUGGCUGGGACAAUCUCUGAGGCAGCCAAGACCUUCACAUCAGCACUGGCUCUGCCCACAGUCGCCUUGACUUAUGGCCAAGAACACGACAUCAGAACUUGGCGAGGCUUGGACAGUGAGCAGCAGAAGUUUCUGAUACAAGUGUCUCCACCAGGCGACAUGAUACCGGAGAUUGUGCGUAGCCUCGUAGUCUACCAGAACAUCAGCAAUGCUGGGGUCCUCUUUGACAGCUCUUAUGAGAUGGACCACAAAUAUAAAGCUCUUUUGAGAAACUUGGCAACUCGUCACAUUAUAAUAAGAGUUGAAGAACCAAAGGCUAUAAAAGAACAACUGAUUCGAUUGCGUAAUUUGGACAUUGUUAAUUUCUUUAUCCUUGGAAAUCUGACUACUAUUAAAAAUGUGCUAGACAUGGCUAAUGUGAACAAGUAUUUUAACAAGAAGUUUGCCUGGCAUGCCAUAACUGAGGACCUGGGGGCCCUCAGAUGCAGCUGCACCAACGCGACAGUGCUGUUUGUCCGGCCUGAUCUGUCUGGCAGUGCCCUUGAACAAAUAAACAUGUUACGCACAUCAUACUCACUGACUGUCAAACCUGAGAUCGUGGCUGGAUUCUACUUUGAUGUUAUUGUUCGCUCAAUACUCGCACUCAAGUCAAUGUCCACAAACAAUGAACUUUCAAAAACGACGAAUUUCACUUCUUGCGAUGAUUACAAUGAAGAAGAUCCCCCAAAGAGAUUUAACUUUGAUUUGAGAAAACACUUCAUGCAGGUUAAAGGCCCAGUAUCAAUUGGACCACUACAUUUGGAAAGCAAUGGCAAUAACUAUAUGAACUUUUCCAUGAAAAUUGAGAAGGUGAAUAUCUUGAACAGCCAGGUGAGCUCAUCACGACUUGUUGCCACCUGGACAACCGGGUUCAACCAGCCACUUCAGGUCAAUGACUCUUCGGCCAUAGCUAACUUCUCGGCAGUCCAAGUUUACAGAGUAGUUACUGUACUGCAAAAGCCUUUUGUCAUGCGAGAAGUAGAUUCAGAAGGCAAUGAAAAGUUUGUUGGCUACUGCAUUGAUUUGCUAGAGGAAAUAUGCAAGCUUAUGGACUUUGAGUAUGAGAUAUAUUUGGCUCCAGACAACAGUUUUGGGUACAUGGAUGAGAAAGGUGAAUGGAACGGUAUGAUACGAGAGCUUCUGGAUAAAAAGGCUGAAAUUGCAUUGUCUUCUUUGUAUGUGACUGCGGAGAGAGAGAAUGUCAUUGAUUACACAGUUCCUUAUUAUGAUCUGGUCGGCAUCACAAUACUCAUGAAGAAACCACAAACCCCUACAUCUUUGUUCAAAUUUCUAACUGUUCUAGAAAGUGAGGUUUGGCUGUGUAUUUUAGGAGCCUAUUUCUUUACCAGCUUCCUGAUGUGGGCCUUUGAUAGAUAUAGUCCAUACAGCUAUCAGAACAACAAAGAAAAGUAUAAGGAAGACGACGAACAAAGAGAGUUUAACCUUAGAGAGUGUCUCUGGUUUUGCAUGACUUCCUUAACUCCUCAGGGCGGAGGAGAAGCACCCAAAAACAUGUCGGGGAGGCUAGUGGCAGCUACUUGGUGGUUGUUUGGAUUUAUCAUCAUUGCCUCGUAUACAGCCAACCUCGCUGCGUUCCUGACUGUGUCACGUCUGGACACGCCUGUAGAGUCCUUGGAGGACUUGUCAAAACAGUACAAGAUCCAGUACGCGCCCCUGGAGGGCUCCUGGGUACAGACCUACUUCCAACGAAUGGCCGAUAUUGAGCAAAGAUUUUACAACAUCUGGAAGAAGAUGAGCCUAAACACCAGUAUGAGUCCUGUGGAGAGAGCUCAGCUAGCCGUGUGGGACUACCCCAUCAGUGACAAGUACACCAAGAUGUGGCGCUCCAUGACAGAGGCAAAGUUCCCCAAAACUCUGGAGGAAGCUGUCAAUCGGGUACUCCAGUCCAAAGAUUCCAGCGAGGGCUUUGCUUUCCUAGGUGAUGCAAUUGAUAUCAAGUACCAGGCCUUAAUUAACUGUGAACUGCAAAUGGUGGGAGAUGAGUUUUCAAGAAAACCAUUUGCCAUUGCAGUUCAACAGGGAUCCCCUUUAAAAGAUUCUUUCAAUAAUGCCAUACUUCAACUUCUAAACCAAAGGAAGUUAGAAAAGCUAAAAGAAAUUUGGUGGAAUGGAAAUCCUGAGCGGAAAGUCUGUGAAAAACCUGAUGACCAAGCUGAUGGUAUCAGCAUACACAACAUAGGUGGUGUCUUCAUUGUUAUAUUUGUUGGAAUCGCACUUGCCUGUGUUACGUUAGCUUUUGAAUAUUGGUGGAUGAAAUAUAAAAAACCAAACGGAGAUAGCGCUGAGCCUGAGAACAAUAAAUUAUUUGAACAAAGGAAAAUGUUGUCAAACCAAUUGAGGGAGGAGUAUUUUACUUCAACAAAGAAAAUAACCACUCCUAAAGAUAAUAUUCCUUACAGGAGAAGAGAAUAUAACAGAUGGUAGAGAAAUGUCUACUACAGUUGUGAGGCAACAGGAUGACUCUAAAUAGUGAAUUAUGAAUACACAUACUCAACUACUGUAAAAUUGUCUACUUUCAAUACCACCAAUCCCUGGAAUC